CGGAAUCUUCUUCUGAGACGCCGUAUAGGAAACCGGGACAUAUUUAGUCGAAGGAACCCCUGCAACCUGGCUGUGAUUGUAGUCCGACCCCUCCGCCCUCUUGUCAACCGUCACCACCGCCAUCGACAUGAGCCAGGAUGCAGAGGGAGGCUAUACAAUGUCUCCAAUACGCAGGGUUACCUCAUCGGUAGCCUGGGGCUGGUAUGCUAUCUCACUCAGCUGGGGUGGGAUAGCGGUGCUGCUGCACCAGACCCCUAACCAGUUCACCGGCCUCACGACCAUCGGAACCAUCGUCUUUAUCGCCAACCUAGUCAUCUAUACCACAGUUACGCUCUGCCUUCUCUUCGAGGCUGUCCGACCACAGAAGGUUCCCAAGCCCUUGGAGGAGUCACCUAACUUUGCCGCGCGGUGGCUGCAUAUCAAGAAGCCCCAGGACCUGUACUUUGUCCCUGUUUCGCUGCUCGCCUUCGCGACCAUCAUCUUCUGCACCUCCUACUACGGCACUCCGCAUUGUGGCCGUUGGUUGACCCUCACCCUGAACGUCUUCUUCUGGGUCUACACCGGAGUGUCGCUGCUGCUGUCGAUUCUCUUGGGCUGGUGGAUCCCGUAUACAGGCACCAAUCAUGGCGACCACUUCGCCAUUGUGAACAUCCUACCCUACUUUCCACCCAUGCUCAGUGGCACCAUGGCCGGCGUCUUGGCCCCAAACCAGGACCCUGCUCAGGCCGUCCCCAUGCUGGUAGGUGGCACCACCAUGCAAGGAUUCGGAUUCCUCAUGUUCCUGGUCAUUUUGGUACAGAGCCUGACGGAGAUCUCCAGCGAGGGUCUCCCAGUGCCAAAUUUCCGACCGGAGAUGUUCAUCGCAGUGGGCCCGCCCAGCUUUACAAUUAUCGCCAUGAUCAGCAUGGCGGAUGCGGCGGUUGAGAAACUCCCAGACCACUAUAUCAGCGCUGCAACCAGUGUGCGCACUGCGGAUGUCCUGCUGAUUGUUGCUGUGGUCGCGUCGGUCUUCUUAUGGCUCUUGGCCUUCUUCGUGUUCUGCAUGGCGGCACUGAGCAUGCUGGAGGCUCUGUGGCACCGCACCAUUCGCUUCGAGCUUAUCUGGUGGUGCAUGGUCUUCCCCAUCACAGGUUUUGUGCUCGCCACCAUCGACAUGGGCGAGUAUUUGGCUUCACCGGCGAUCGAGUGGGUUGGGAGCGGGAUGACCAUCUUUCAAGUGUGUUUGUGGUUGACUAUCACAGCCUGCCAGCUAUUUAGAUGGGUGUAUAAGAGGGAGUUUUAGCUUCAUCAUGCGGCAUAUACCCCGGACGGAGUGGUUAUUGUUCACUGGAUUGGAGAGAAAAAUAAAGCGGCAUAGCUGGCUAUUUCC
Molecule: messenger RNA, 1369 nt
Organism: Aspergillus welwitschiae
Lineage: Eukaryota; Fungi; Ascomycota; Eurotiomycetes; Eurotiales; Aspergillaceae
Product: tellurite-resistance/dicarboxylate transporter family protein
Exons: 1
Coding region: 128-1282 (384 amino acids)
Biological process (GO): malate transmembrane transport
Cellular component (GO): membrane
Molecular function (GO): malate transmembrane transporter activity
Source: RefSeq, a predicted model, not a curated record